AAUAGCGCCUGUGGAAGUUGCAGUAUUGACGCCACAUAACGCCUCUCACGUGACGAGGAAGUCAUGAUGUGGCCGGACGACGGAAGCCGAGAGGGGACACUUCAUUCACAAGUUGGUCUCCUGUGAGUGCUGCUAUGGCUGAACGAGGGGAUGUGCUCUGCCUGUUUGAUGUGGACGGCACAUUGACAGCUCCUAGGCAGAAAGUCACUAGUGUGAUGGCAGAAUUUUUACAGAAUUUAAGGAAAAAAGUGAAGGUUGGAGUUGUUGGAGGUUCGGAUUUUGAGAAAAUUAAAGAACAGCUGGGAGAUGAUGUGGUUGAAAAGUUUGACUUUGUGUUUGCUGAAAAUGGCCUGGUGGCAUACAAGGAUGGAACGUUUCUUUGUAAAGAGAGCAUUCAUGCCCACUUAGGAGAAGACCUGUUACAAGAAAUAAUUAACUACUGCCUGGCUUAUAUCGCCAAACUGAAAUUACCAAAGAAAAGGGGAACAUUUGUUGAAUUUAGAAAUGGAAUGCUGAAUGUCUCCCCUAUUGGAAGGAACUGCACCCAAGAGGAACGCAUUGAGUUCUAUGAAUUGGACAAAAAAGAAAAUUUUCGAGAAAAGUUUGUUACAGAUUUGCGGAAGGAGUUUGAUGGGAAAGGCCUAACAUUUUCAAUAGGUGGUCAGAUCAGUUUUGAUGUGUUUCCCAACGGCUGGGAUAAGACGUACUGCCUAAGAAUUCUUGAAAAGGAGUCAUUCUCCCAAAUCUACUUCUUUGGAGAUAAAACCAUACCAGGUGGUAAUGACUAUGAAAUCUACACAGACCCAAGAACAAUUGGUCAUUCUGUGACAUCGCCUAAAGACACACAGAGAAUUUGCACAGAGUUAUUCUUGCAGUAAACAUUUCUACUUGGAUGCGUUGCAGCUAGGUUGUCAUAAUACUGGAAUAAUAUACUGGAAACUUUGAUAGGAAAUUACCCUUUAGUGGUUUAAUAUGAAGGUGAUGGAUUCAAUAUUCUCUAGUAAUUAUGGAUCAUCUAUGUAUUGUAGUGAUUGAUAAUCAUGGGUACGGUAAUUUUUCAAGCCAUUUGUUUCCAUGUACGUUACUAGGAAGUAGUGUUUUCUUACGUUCUAUGCAUACUGACGUAAAUGCCAGUCAACUGAAUGACUGUUCUACACAAACUGCUGAACACCACUGAUACAAGGUGCUGGUGCACAUCUCGCUCGUCCUAAUACAUUGGAUAUCACCACUAGGAUAUAAUUCUAUAGUAGGGGCCUCACUAUAAGUGCAUCUUCCUCAAAUGAAUAGCCCAGUUUUUUUUGUCUGUCAUUUGAUAUAGCAGCAGUUUACGUUCCAAAGCUGCUUUCCCUACAGAAAUUGGGGACAGGAAGUCCUUAGGUUAUGUUCAGACAGCAGUAUAUCUGCAAUUCUGCGUUCUCAAAACACAACACUAAAAUUUCAAAGCCCCCUUAAAGUCUUCAAUGGGAUUCUACCACGGACCUCCGCAAAAGACUUGUCCUUAAAUUUUGAGGAAUUGCCACUGUGUGAAUGGGAUAGCGGAAGGCAAUUAAAGGGGUACACAAGUAGAUAACUCUUUUUUUUUUUCCCAACUGGUGCCAGAAAGUUAGACAGAUUUGUAAAUUACUUCUAUUUAAAAAAAAAUCUUAAUCCUUCUAGUACUUAUUAGCUGCUGAAUACUACAGAGGAAAUUAAUUUCUUUUUGGAACACAGAGCUCUCUGCCUACAUCUCUGUCCAUUUUAAGAACUGUCAAGAGUAGGAGAAAAUCCCCAUAGAAAACAUAUGCUGCGCUGGACAGUUCCUAAAAUGGACAGAGAUGUCAGCAGAGACCAGUAUGUUCCAAAGAGAAAAGAUUUUCCUCUGUAAUAUUCAGCAGCUAGUAAGUGCUGGAAGGAUAAUUCGGAUGUGUGAACAUAGCCUAAGGGUACGUUCAGACGGGUGGCUCCACCGUGUAUUUUACGCUGUGGACCUGCCAACAAUGGACCCCUACAGGGUGACUCAGAUGUGCCUGCUCGGAGUGGCAAUUCAAUGAGGGUCUCGGCACGCAUGGGUGGUAUACUCUCACAUUGCGUCAGCUCUCGGCCUAGCUCAGGGAGCAGGGGGGUGUGGCUGUGAUGUGUGCAAGUACACCGAGCAUGCGCAGCGACUUACUUAUCGCAGCAGUGUGUCUGUUCGUAGCGGCAUAUUGCCGCUGCAAGCAGGCACAUCUGAGUCACCCUGUAGGGGUCCAUCGGCGGCGGAUCCACAGCAUAAAAUACGCUGUGGAUUCGCCCAUCUAAGGCUGGAUUUCUGUGUGGUAUUGUUUUUUUUUACCUUGGCACUGCAGUUUGAACCAAAGCCAGAAGUUUAUUCAACUGAAAAGGGAAAUAUAAAAGGAAGGACUUAUACUUCUCCUUCCCACUGACUCCACUUCUGACUGUGCCUCACAGAAGUGGAAAUCUAGCCUAAGGGUACGUUCACACGGCUGGAUUUUUCUACCCAUUGGGGUACAUUUAUUAGUCAGUGUAGGUGUACUAAAGUCAUACACAGAUUUUGAUGGUGUAAUUGGAGUGUACUAGCACCAAAUUUCUAAAAUGGUGCAGGGCAUGUGAUAAAUAUGGCGCUAGUACACUUUUUUGGAAAAUUUCACUACAGGACACCACUUUGUAUGGUUCCUUCUCUGCAACUUUUUGGAGACUUUUCACCAGUGUGACUUUUAUGAAACUUUUUUUUUGUAAAUGUUGUCUACAGCCAGCUUUUUUUAAGCCAGGUCUGGGCUGGUGUAUAAUGCUGCGGCCAAAUGUUAGCUAAAAAUCAAUGUCAAUAGGGAAUUAUAAGAUGCCAAACCCACUUAUUUUAUUUUUAUUUAUUUUUUGAUUUUUUAAAUACUCUUCUUGGGCCCAUAUGAAAGACUUGUCAGGGAAAAAUAGCUACAAAAACUGCAUCUCAGGAGUGCAAAAUUACAUGGCAGUCUUGUGUGUGAGCGCGUUUUAUUUUUAUUUUUUUUACAUUUUUUUUUUUUUUUUUUUGUGAAAAAGCCCAAAAACCUGGAACCUAGUCUAAGGAGAACAUGACAACUACACUCACACGAUGGCUGAUUCUGAAAAGCUUCCUGAAAUAACAUGUAUGGUACUCUCUAUAGAAAACUGCUUUAAUGUACUCACAAACAUGGUGUUAAGUGCAAGUGUUUUCCCAUUAGAGACCAUGCUAAAACAUUUUCCUAGAGUUGUCCCUAACCUCAAACUGUAUUCUGAGAAGAGACUAUAUUCUACCUUAAAGUGGUUUAUAUAUGUAGCAAGAGUUAUGGAACCAUCUUCCAAACCAUCUUUAUAUUUACAGGAAUUUUGCCUACACCAAGUAGGAUGUCUUAGCUCAUAUGUGCUUCUUACAUAAGGACACCAGUUCAUAGCAGUCAGGCAAAACCAGUUCUCAAAUGGAUGUCACCUUAAGGAUAAGUUUCCACUUGUUUUUUUCCUGGCAGUUUUUGGAAUACUGCCACUGCAGUUUUUGAGCCAAAGUCAGAAAUGUAUUCAAAAGGAAUAGGACAUAUAAAGAAAGGACUUAUACUUCUCCUCCCUUAUGGAUCCACUUCUGACUUUGGCUCAAACUGCAGUGGCAGAUAUCCAAAAACUGCCAGAAAGAAAAAAAAAAAAGUGGAAACUUAGCCUUAGGCUUCCUUCAGACUUUUCUUUUCUAGGCCUAAAAAAAAAAAACCUACUAAAUACUGCCUUUUUUUUUUGUCCUAUGUGAAUUUUUGUGCUCACAGUUGUGUUUGGAAUGAAAUGCAAUGGCUGCUCCCUCGCUAAAGACCAAAAGGACUGUGCACUUAAAAUUCAACCUGCCCAAUCUUAGUCUACCAGUGCUGCAAAAAUCAGCAGGUUUGGCUCAUGUACUAACUAGGUCUGAUGUGGCCAGCUUUAGUCUAGUACUGCAUUCCUUGCUGGCUUAUUCUGAUCAUGUGCUCUUUACAUCAAGCACUGUACUGUAAGCUAAUGUAGUAUACAGUCUCUGCAGCCAGGCUUGUUAACAAUUUCCAAGAGGAACCAGCAGAAUUGGAAAUGAAGCUGUGUACCAUAAUAAAAGAAGGUUGUUUUUUUUGGAUCUGUACAAGAUUUUAUAGGCACAAAGUCAAGUAACAUUAAAUUACAGAGUAUACUUAUGUAUAAACUAAAAUGGUGGGCAGUUUUUUGUUUUACAGAGGUCAACUAGUGUGAAUAUAAAAUGAUUACCUUCUUAUUUAACUUUUUUUUUUUUUUUUUUAAAUGACCAAGUUUUUAAAAUGUUUCUGUAAUAUUUCAAAUAUGAACCAAGAUAAUCAUGUUCAACUUGGCCCAAAAAUUUCAGACUGCAUCUUUCAGAAAGAAAAGUUUGCUAAUUUUAUAUAGUGGGGCAAUAUUCCCAUACCUUUGCACUUUUUAGAAGAAAGCCUAUCACACAUGUUUGCACAAACAGUACAUAUAGUCUUGUACCUCUGAAAUAGAAAAUGAAGCAUUUCUCACAGAAAAGGAUUGCAGUAACACAUGUUUUGCUAUACACGUUUAUUCCCUUUGUGUGUGUUGGAACUAAACCAAGAAAUGGAGGAAAAAAGCUAAUUGGACAUAAUGUCACAACAAACAAAAAUGGGCUGGACAAUAUUAUUGGCACCCUUAUAUUUGGUUGCACACCCUUUGGAAAAAAAUAACUGAAAUCAUUGGCUUCCUAUAACCAUCAAUAAGCUUCUUACACCUCUCAGCCGGAAUGUUGGACAACUCUUCCUUUGCAAACUGCUCCAGGUCUCUCUUAUUGGAAAGCUCCUUUUCUUAACAGCAAUUUUAAGAUCUCUCCACAGGUGUUCAAUGGGAUUUUGAUCUGGACUCAUUGCUGCCACUUCAGAACUCUCCAGAGCUUUGUUGCCAUCCAUUUCUGGGUACUUUUUAACAUAUGUUUGGGGUCAUUUGGGGAGAUUUAUCAAACUGUAGGAGAAAAACUGGUGUGAUUUUUCUACAGCAGCCAAUCACAGCUCAGCUUUCACUUUACCAGAGCACGUUACCUGAGCUGUGAUUGGCUGCUGUGGGACAAUCACUCCACUUUUUCUCUCACACAGUUUGAUAAAUCUGGGUCAUUGUCUCAGUCACAAACCCAGCUUUCUGACACUGGGCUGUAUAGUGUGACCCAAAAUCCCUUGGUAAUCCUCAGAUUUCAUGAUGCCUUACACACAUUCAAGGCACCCAGUGUGAGAGGCAGCAAAACAACCCCAAAACAUCAUUGAACCUCCACCAUAUUUCACUGUAGGUACUGUGUUCUUUUCUUUUGUAGGCCUCAUUCUGAUUUUAGUAAACAGAAUAAUGUGCUUUACAAAAAAAGCUCUAUCUUGGUCUCAUCCGUCCACAAGACGUUUUCCCAGUUCUAUUCGGCAAAAUGUAGUCUUGCUUUUUUAUGUCUGUAUCAGCAGUGGGGUCCUCCUGGGUCUCCUGCCAUAGCGUUUCAUUUCAUUUAAAUGUCGACGGAUAGUUCUCGCUGACAUUGAUGCUUCCUGAGCCUGCAGGACAGCUUGAAUAUCUUUGGAACUUGUUUGGGGCUGCUAAUCCACCAUCUGGACUAUCCUGCUUUCACACCUUUCAUCAAUUUUUCUCUUCCGUCCAUGCCCGGGAAGAUUAGCUACAGUGCCAUGGGUUGCAAACUUCUUAAUAAUGUUGCGCACUGUGGACAAAGGCAAAUCUAGAUCUCUAGAGAUGGACAUGUAACCUUGAGAUUAUUUUUCCACAAUUUUGGUUGUCCAUGAACUUCUCUCCUUAUCUGCUUUAAGGUAGGUUUUUAUUUUAUUUAUUUUUUCAUAUUGCCCACACCUGUUACUCGCCCCAGGUGAGUUUAAAGGAGCAUCACAUGCUUGGAACAAUUUUAUUUUCCCACAAUUUUGAAAGGGUGCCAAUAAUUUUGUCCAGACAAUUUUUGGAGUUUGGUGUGACAUUUUGUCCAAUUUGCUUUAUUCCCUCCUUUUUUUUGGUUUAGUUCCAAUACACAAAAAGGGACUAAACGUGUAUAGCAAAACAUGUAUUACUGCAAUCCUUUUCUGUGAGAAAUACUUCACUUUCCUGAAAUAUUUCAAGGAUGCCAACAUUUAUGGCCAUGACCGUAUACAAGGCUAUUUGUUUGAAAACAAAGUUUUUGCCGCAAUUUAUGCUUAAUACUGAAACUAAUAACAUGUGAAUAAACUUAUGGAUGCUGA
Messenger RNA from Hyla sarda, 6182 nucleotides. It is a transcript of the gene PMM2, whose product is annotated as phosphomannomutase 2. The transcript is spliced from 8 exons. Gene Ontology annotation, biological process: GDP-mannose biosynthetic process; mannose metabolic process; protein N-linked glycosylation. Lineage: Eukaryota; Metazoa; Chordata; Amphibia; Anura; Hylidae. Gene Ontology annotation, molecular function: phosphomannomutase activity. Gene Ontology annotation, cellular component: cytosol. The record is from RefSeq and is a predicted model, not a curated record. Bases 135 to 878 code for a protein of 247 amino acids.